This is a messenger RNA of Ostreobium quekettii, 4305 nucleotides long. NCBI's taxonomy places the organism in Eukaryota, Viridiplantae, Chlorophyta, Ulvophyceae, Bryopsidales, Ostreobiaceae. The record is from the annotation of a GenBank genome assembly.
AUGGGGGCCGCCUCCGAGUUCGUGAGGGCGGUCGUUGCCCUGGUCGCCUUCCUGCUGAACGUGACGCUCGACCUGCUGCACGUUCCCCUGCUGCUGCCGGGCCUGCUCUCGAUCUACCGCACAGCCUCCGUCCUGAGGUCGUUGUCUGCUUCUUGGGGCGCCCUGAUUCGGGCGUGCCUUUCUAAGCCCAAAGAGUACGUGUGGAUAACGGUGAACCACGGCUUGGUGAUGGUCGUGGACUUGCUUUCCGUGCUGCCCUUCCUGUUCACCUUGCUGACGGGGAUUCGCACGAGGAGGCUGUUGAGGGACAUGAGGAAAGAGAUUGAAGCAGCGAGAGGGAAGACCGAGGUGAUUUGGGGCUUGAGGGGGGUUGUUUGGGAACAAUUUUUUUCGCUGCUGCUGGAGCUGCUCUACCUCCCGCUGGUGGCCUUCGCGCUGGUGACAUGGCGGGGCCCCAAGGUGCUGCGGGAGAUAAGGGGAGCGCCAGCGCCUGCAGGCGGCAGCCCAGCAGGCACAAGACCAGCAGGAGCAAGACAAGGAGGGGGAAGAACAGCAGGGGCAAGACCAGGAGGCUCAGCAAGCAAGACGCCCCCCCCAAAAAACAUAGCUCUCGCCGACCGGGCAGGCAUCGUCCUCAUGAACAUACUUGCCCUGAUUGUCGAUCUGCCCUACGUGGCCAUGGCGCUCCUGAUGACGGCCACAUUGUGGCGGGCAGUCCCUUACUGGACCGAUGCGCGCGUGGCAGCGCGCGACAGGCGGGUUUGGGAAUGCACCUGGUCCCAUUUCAAGCGAUGGGUGUUGGACGUGCCGGCCUGGCUUGGCGCCGGCUUGCUGUUCGCCACGGUGUAUCGCCUCCCCGGCCUCUUGGCCAGGAUGGCCACUCGAUCUCGAAUGCCACCGGGCCCUCCCCUCGCCACGGUGACCAGCGCCACGGUGACCUUCCCGGGACGGGGCGCGCAGGUCAGGCUCCGCGGGACCAAGCCGCCCGAGUUGGUCGCGGAUAAAGCGCGGCUCCACGUGGGGGAUGACGACUGGUGGAACGCAGCAGGAGCCGUCCUGGGCGGCCCGCUGGUUUUUGCCGCGCGGACCAUGCUCCCGAUGGCCGUCCGGCCGAGCAUGAUGGAUCUCGCGGCUGGGUUCUCCGCUGGGGGACAGGAGUUCGACGCGGAGCUGCGCUUGGGGACCAAGAGUGAGAAGGCCGCCUCCGAAAAGUUGGUUGGUGCGCUGAGGAAGAUAGCCAAUCGAUUCCCCGACGCCGCCAUGGACGUUGUGCUGGAGUGCCGUGGCGCCCAGCUGAUCAGGCUGCGAGCGAAGGCGGCGGACAUGCUGCACGAGGACUGGGGCCCAGACACGGCGCACGAGCUUCCGGUGGCGCCGCCCGAACAGGCGGAGCCCAGGAGACCGAAGGAAUAUGACGGCCACAAGGCGCGGGAUUGUUACCUGGAAGACUUGCGAGACGCGGUCGCGUCGGGGUUAGUGAAACUCGCGCUGGAUGCAUUCGCCCUCCUUGGGCUGAUGGCGAUCGUCGCAUUGUUCCCCUGGCGCCUGCCCCAGCUGUUCUGUCGGCUGCUGGAGACCAAGGCGCGGGCGAGGCAGCUGGCGGCGCGCAGGGCGCUCGCCAAGGCGCGUCGCAGGGCGCGGGGGCGCCUCGAGGCCGAGAUCUUGGCCAAGGACGCGAUUGCGGACGGCGCCAAGGCGGUUGUGGGAGGUGGGGCGGGUGCGGGGCCGGGGGCCUCUCAGCUUAGUAAGCUGUGGCUGCGGGGUAGUUGGUACGGCAAGGGCGCGCCAAAGGCCAAUACCCUGACGACCAAAUCGGAGAGAGAGUCCGAAUACGUGCUUUUGCCCCCUGACGAGUUGAAGGACACCCGCCACGGCCCUUCCGGUGCUCCCCAGCGUCCCGUCGCCCUCGGGUGCCAUGCCGCGUUCUACAGGCUGUGCCCGGGGAUGCGCGAGUCGAUGGAAAAGGCGGCCGGCGAGGAUCCUGCCGUGGCGGCGGCCUGGGAGGCGCUCCGGGCCAAAGAGGACGAACUGGCUGGCCAGCGGGAUGCGCUGCUGUCCGGCGCCGUGAGCCCAGACCAUCAGGCAGUGCUGGAGAAGGUGCGGCAGUUGGAUUCACUCGCGGCUUACGUCGAUCGGAUGUAUGAUGAUCUUCUGGGUGCCAAGCCAGACGUCCAGGUUCGGAUCGAUCCGUUUUGGGCAGGGGCAUCCUGUCGCAACCACGGGUGGAGCGAAAAGCGGGUGAUCGUCUCCGGCAUGGUAAAGGAGGCUGUCCUGGAUGUCCUGGGCUUGCUGUCGACCCUCGGCUUGUUCUUGUCGCUGGUCCGCUUCGUGCCUUUCAUGGCGGACUGGCUCGCCGGCCGACGCACUUGGCGGGCAUCAUGCUUUGAGCAGUUGGGUCAGCUGGGGUUGGACGUGCUUUACACCCUGCGGGCAUUGAUUGUGAUCGUCCUGGUGUACCACGCCCCCCAGUUGGUGGCCCAAGCGCUUGAGGCCGUGGUGAUCCUGAAAUCGCCUGAGAUCGCCCGGCGAGUGGUGGAGCGCUAUGCAGAGGAGACGUGGGAAGACGUGUACGCACUGUUGAAGCUGCUGACCUUGUGGAAAACCUACAAAGCUGCAGUUGCCACGCUGGUUUGGGGUCUGUUUGUACCAGCGGAAAUGGUGGCCGUUUCACUCCAACAGCGUAUAUCCAGUGCCAGCUUGCGCAGGGCAAUUGCUUUGGCCACCUGGCUGGCACUCCUGGGAUACCCUUUUGCGUUUAUUUUCUGGAUGGCGGAGGACUACAGCAACAGCGAGGGCCGCAUGGGCUCCGCGGUUGGUGCUUUCUGUGUUCUGCUCAUCGCCAUCCAGCUCCUUAUCGCAUGGUGUUAUGGGGCAGAUCCUGAGGGGCAGUGGUCCACAGUGAGCAGCGCCUCAUACGACAUCCACUGGUCGUACGCAAACGCCAAUGCCCUCUUCAACAUGGCGCUAGAAAUCUACCAGCAUGCAGCCCUGGUCCUUGAUAUUGGUGGGGUUACGUUUCGACAUGCAGCUACUGUCGAAGAUGUUGCCUCUCCUUCGUUGCUGGACUUUGAUGUUGAUUUCUACGAAGUGUUCUUUUGGCUGGCGGUGGGGGCGGUAGGAAUAUGGUUCGUUGUUGCAGCGCUGCCUGUUGUGGUUGAGUCCAUUUUUGAAAUCUGCCCACCUAGCACCAUUGAAAGCAGGCCACUGUGGAGGAUGCUGGAGACCGCUAUGUCCACGACGUUCUCGCUCACCAUUUUCUCCAAUCUGCUUCGCAUUCUGGCUUGCACCGAGAUGGACGCCUCAGAUGGGUUGGUUCUGGAUGCUUCCAAAGAAAAGAAUGUGCAGUGCUAUAAGGGAGAUCACCGUGUGAUGGCCUUGCUGGCCCUGCUAAGCCUAGCUUACUUUGUGCCAACGGCCACCUGGACCCGUGCAAAGAUCAGGGACGACACAGACAAAGAUCUUGAUGUGCGCUUUGCACCGAUCUACCAGUUUGUCAUAUUCAUCUCCAGGUUUGGGCUGGCAGCAUUUGUGGAGGUGUACUCGCCACUGUCCAAGUGGGUGAGUUUAGGCGCCUCCCUCCUGCUGAACCUCGGCCUGGCAGCGUUUACCUUUGGUUUCAGCCAUUGGUAUGGCAUUGGCCCCUGUCCCCUGCCAGGGAUCUGGAUCGCUCGUGGCUUUGGCUUUGCUGCAGCAGCCUGGACAGCAUUGGUGGUCAUGUUCGCUCCCUUUGAAGGCGAAGUUGCCUCUGUGCCUGUAGUGUUGAUGGCGAUUGGGAUUGGGUACAUUGUGGCCAUCAUCAUAGCAAUCGUCUUCACUUGGCAGUGGUCCACACGGCAUGUUGUAGUCAAACAAAUCCCAAGCAGGGACAUGCGUUUGGUGGUUGGGUGCCUGCUGGAGUUGGAAGCUAUUCUUUUUGUGGCCCAUGGCAAGUCGGCAUUUGUACCAAAGUGGCAUGAACUUCAGGAGGGCAGGUUUUGGCGCCGACUUGUUCGCAAGCACGGCUCCAAUACGCCCAAGCAAGGGUGUGCCAAGUGUCUGGGCAAUAUCAGCGUCCUUGGGGAACUCUUGUUGGAACUGGAGAGGGCAGUCGCCUUUGAGGAAGAGGAUCCAGGGUUUCUGCGGCGUAGGCCUGCUUGGAACCAAGAGGCCAAGGAAAUUGAGAACGUGCCACAAUUGGCCAUGCUCAUCCUAGAGUUUGGCGGUGGCCUACCUGUCGUGCAGGCAAACACGAAGUGGGCAAGUCAGUGCAGUGCUGGGCUGUCCGGAAUUGGAAGAUGUUUGCCACAGACGGAAAUCAUGGUGUGA